Messenger RNA from Phlebotomus argentipes, 2126 nucleotides. RefSeq names its product chondroadherin. Gene Ontology annotation, cellular component: plasma membrane. The transcript has 6 exons. NCBI's taxonomy places the organism in Eukaryota, Metazoa, Arthropoda, Insecta, Diptera, Psychodidae. Bases 1 to 1767 code for a protein of 588 amino acids. Gene Ontology annotation, molecular function: protein binding. The record is from RefSeq and is a predicted model, not a curated record.
AUGGCGUUGUACAUAAAUUCAAUCCACUUCAUUGACUCCGAGGCAGUUUCCUGGCCAAUAAUCUAUGUGGCAUCAGCACAUUCGGCAAAUGAAUUUAUUUAUUCAGUUCCAAUGAUACGUGCCAUCUCUGGAAGCGCCUCGGGUGGGCAAUGGACAAACAGGCACGCUUCUUUCAACGCCAUUUACCACCCGGCCACCCAAUUCUGGUCCACGGACAACCGUGAAAUACCCAUGAGAAUGGAGUCCGGAGUUCAUCCUUUAUCUGCCGGUGAACAGAUGUUUUACACCCACAGCACCAGAAGGGGUGAACGGAGGGAUAUUUUCAAGUUCUUCGGCACUCGAGAAGUCAAUUUUAACGCGUGCCGUCGAGUGAACCUGUUCGCGGCUUUGCCCUUUGACCCACGAGCGCGUGUUCAGUGGAUCGGACUUGAGGAUUUUCCAGUGGCUGAAGAAGAAAAUGCUGAGUGUGCUUGGGUGAAUUGGCGUGUGUCGAGGCAAGGGCGACAUGACACCACCAAAUGCUGUGUCUCCCGGCGGGAUGACUUACGCCUGAAAACCGUGCAGGUGCAACUCAGUCGCGUGAUGACCUGCUCCUGGUGGCUGCUGAUCUGCUGCUUCUGCUGCCUCAACUGGCCAGUUCUGGCGUGUCCGGCCGAAUGUAUUUGCUUGUCGCAGACUCAGGUGCUGUGCAAUACGGGCGGGUUGCGUGAAAUACCCGCUCGUCUGCUGCCCGUGACAGUGGAGAAUUUAGCCCUCACGAAGAAUCACUUUCCCGUGAUAAAGAGUGACGCCUUUGGGGGAUUGCGUGCCCUGAAGAAACUCUCACUGGAUGGGAACAAUAUCACCACCAUUAAACCGUUUGCCUUCCGCGGUCUGCCGAGAUUGCGUGAGCUCUCAAUCCAGCACACACCCCUCGCCACUGUGGCACAAUUCGCCUUCGCCGGCCUGCAGAACAUCACCACCAUCCUCCUUAGCCACAACAAAAUCCUCCGUGUCGAGGGGUAUGCCUUUGCUGGCACGUCCAACGUGCGACUCAUCCUUCUGUCCAACAACCCAAUGCUCAAGAUUGACACAUCGGCCUUCUCGGGGCUCACGAACGUGGAGCACCUCAUCUUGCCCUCCGGCAUCCGUACAGUGGAGCCGGACGCCUUUGUGGGCCUGGACACGGUGGGUCUACUCAAGCUGGCCUACAUGGACCUCAGCUCGCUGGCGCCCUUCACUUUCCGCGGCCUGACGAAUGUUCAGGUGCUGUCACUGCAGGAAUCGGACCUGGGUGUGAUCUGUGCCAAUGCCUUCGAUGGCCUGUCGCACGUGGCCACGCUCAACAUCCUCAACAACAAGAUCGAUGCCAUCCAAGAGCUCAACAUUACCGCCACUCACUACAUUCGGCAGAUCAAGAUGCAGGGAAACCACCUGCUGGAGACGCCGGACCCGGAGUCCAUCAUCAUCGAUGGCGUGGAGCACCUGAUCGUGGUGAACAAUCACUUUCCGUGCGGUUGCCACAUCCAUACGCUCCUGGAGACGCCACUGGCCAAUGGCACACACUCAGGCAGCGAUUUCCUGGCCAAGAACUUCUGCAUCUCACCCUUGGAAGUCAACGGGCGGCCUAUGAGCGACCUGGAUUUGUACGCCAUCGGCCGAUGUCAAGAGCAAGUGACGAGGGAGAACCUCGAGGCGUCCAGUGGGCGCACCAUCAACUUCUAUACGGUGCUCUGCUCACUUGUGACCACACUCUAUCUCUCCAUGACCACAUGGAUGGGCAGCUGAGUGUUAAACUAAGCAUGGAGUUGCAGGGACUCCAAACAAGACUAUGUAAAUAUAGGAGAACGGUGUGAGCGAAAUUCAUCAUCAGAUACUAUAUGAAAUUGUGGAUGUAGAGAAAUUUUGUAAGACAACAAUUUCAUAAGAUUCCAUUGAUUUCAGCCCCUAAAAUACCUAUUCUCAGAUUGAGUGCAUAAUGAACAGUGAUAUAGUGAGAUAUUGAACACAUACAUUUUGUUAAAAUUUGUCUGUUUAGUUUACAAAAUGUUUUUGUCUUACUAUGUCACUGAAUUAUAAAAAAAAAUUGAACUGAUAUUAAAAAAAAAUCAAGUAUCAAUUUCGCACUAAUUGAAAGAUAAACGCAA